AUGGCGGAGGUGCCAGCAGACGAGGUACCUCAGGCGGAGAAAGAAGAGCUCUUUUGCACUUAUGCUGCCAUGAUCCUGAAGGACAGUGAGCUGGACAUCUCCGAAGAUAACAUCAACACUCUCAUCAAGGCUGCCGGUGGCUCCACCAGCUCCUUCUUCCCUGCGCUUUUUGCGAAGCUUUGUGCGGGCAAAGAUUUGGAAAGCAUGCUGAAGAGCAAGGGCUUCCAGAUUGCCAAGGCGUACUCAGCCCUGCAGAGCUUGAAAAGGCGUUACUCGAUCUCCGAUGGAGAUGCAGAUGUGGUGACUGUGAAGGAGAUGUUGGCGGCUGCUUCCAGCCCAAACAGCCUCACGGUGCGGGCCCUGAGCUUGGGGAAGGUGUGUCGGGAGACCUUGCUCACGCACCAUUCGUCGAAACCUGCCGGUUUGGGUGCUGAAGUCUCCUCUGAUUUGAAGCUUUUUAGCAACAACAUGUUGUCGGGACCGGCCGGCUGGGAGCGUGAAGCCGAGUCCGUGGUUUGGAAUGUCGAGCACAUUGACCACUACGGAGCCGCCAGCGGACUGCUUCGAGGCAUCAUCGAAGUGGCCAUCGUUUAUCUGGUUUGUGGAGCCAUCUACAACUAUCAGAUGCAAGGUGCCAGAGGUAUCCACUUGAUUCCUCACGUGGGCUUUUGGAUGAACUAUCCUUCCCUGGUCAUGGACGGGGUGAAAUAUGCCACGCAGCCGGGCGCCAAGGCUAGUUCCAAACCAUAUCCACAAUCCUAUGCAUUGACUUUAGGCCAGAACUCUCCUCCAAGCCCAGUGCACGCAGAGCAGUUUGCGUAA
Durusdinium trenchii is the source of this 822-nucleotide messenger RNA. NCBI's taxonomy places the organism in Eukaryota, Dinophyceae, Suessiales, Symbiodiniaceae. The record is from the annotation of a GenBank genome assembly.